Neogale vison (American mink) is the source of this 3153-nucleotide messenger RNA. Its product is annotated as protocadherin gamma-B1-like. The record is from RefSeq and is a predicted model, not a curated record. Gene Ontology annotation, biological process: homophilic cell-cell adhesion. The coding region runs from base 144 to 2600 and encodes 818 amino acids. Gene Ontology annotation, cellular component: plasma membrane. Gene Ontology annotation, molecular function: calcium ion binding. The transcript has a single exon. NCBI's taxonomy places the organism in Eukaryota, Metazoa, Chordata, Mammalia, Carnivora, Mustelidae.
UCAGAACGCGGAGGCAGCGCCUGUACACCCACCAACUGAAGUCCUACCCUCAAAUUACAAAAGUCCAGGUGCUGUCACUGCUUUUUUUUUUUUUAAACAUCCCAGAGACAUUCUGAAAAGAAGCUUCCCAGGGAGUUCAAAAAAUGCAAAGAAGCUCCAGAAAAGCUGAACCAAUGAAAAUUCAGGUACUGUUUCUCUUCCUGCUCUCUUUGUUGUGGGGGGCUAUCUCCCAGCAGAUCCAGUACGUUAUUCCGGAGGAGCUGGCCAAGGGCUUGCCGGUGGGGAAUCUUGCCAAGGACCUGAAGCUCAAUGUCCAGGAACUGCCAGCUCGAAAACUGCGGGUUAGUGCAGAGAAUUUAUUCAGUGUGAAUGCAGAGAGUGGGGAUUUGUUAGUGAACGGUAGAAUAGAUCGAGAGGAAAUCUGCGGAAGGAAAUCCGAGUGUGCACUAGAAUUUGAAAUGGUUGCUGAAAAUCCAAUGAAUGUUUUCCACGUGAUUGUUGCAAUCCAAGAUAUUAACGACAAUGCACCACGUUUCACUGCAAAAGUCAUUGACUUGGAAAUCUGUGAGUCAGCCUUACCAGGUGUAAAAUUCCCUCUGGAUUCUGCACAAGAUGAAGAUGUAGAAAGUAACUCACUAAAGAUAUACACUAUCAACUCCAACGAACACUUCUCUGUGACAACGAAGGAAAGUCCUGAUGGAAGUAAAUACCCAGAAUUACUUCUGGAAAAACCUCUGGACAGAGAACAGCAGAGCUCCCACCAGUUAAUCCUGACCGCCAUGGACGGUGGAGACCCUCCACUAAGCGGCACCACCCAGAUCCGGAUUCAGGUCACUGAUGCCAAUGAUAAUGCUCCAGUGUUCAGCCAGGACACAUACAGAGUUAGCCUCCAAGAAAAUGUGCCCACGGGGACCUCUGUGCUCCAAGUGAUGGCUGCCGACCAGGACGAGGGUGAUAAUGCAGAGAUCACCUAUGCCUUUCUCAGUGCCCCAACAAGUACCAGCCUCCUCUUCAAUCUCAAUCCAAAUACUGGUGACAUUACAACCAAUGGUACAUUGGACUUUGAAAAGACAAAUAGAUACAUGUUGGUUAUAGAAGCCAAGAAUGGAGGGGUGCACACAGCUCACUGUAAUGUUCAGAUUGAAAUUGUUGAUGAGAAUGACAAUGCCCCAGAAGUCACACUGAUGUCCUAUUCUAACCAGAUUCCUGAGGACUCAGACCUUGGAACUGUAGUAGCCCUCUUUAAAGUGAGAGACCGUGACUCUGGGCAAAACGGUCUGGUGACCUGCUAUAUUCAGGAAGAUGUUCCUUUCAAAUUAGAAUCCACCUCCAAGAAUUAUUACAAGCUGGUGAUUGACAGUGCCCUAGAUAGGGAGCAGAUGGCCGAGUACAAUGUCACUAUCACCGCCACUGACAAGGGCAAGCCCUCCCUAUUCUCCAGUACAAGCGUCACCCUACAGAUCAGCGAUAUCAACGACAACGCGCCCAUUUUCCACCAGGCCUCCUACUUGGUCCACGUGGCAGAGAACAAUCCUCCUGGCGCCUCUAUUGCACAAGUCAGCGCCUUUGACCCGGAUCUGGGGCCCAACGGUCGCGUCUCCUACUCCAUCGUCGCCAGCGACCUGGAGCCACGGGCGCUGGCGUCCUACGUGUCCGUGAGCGCGCAGAGCGGGGUGGUGGUCGCGCAGCGCGCCUUCGACCACGAGCAGCUGCGCGCCUUCGAGCUGACCCUGCAGGCGCGCGACCAGGGCUCGCCCGCGCUCAGCGCCAACGUGAGCCUGCGCGUGUUGGUGGGCGACCGCAACGACAACGCGCCGCGGGUGCUGUACCCGGCGCUGGGGCCCGACGGCUCGGCGCUGUUCGACACGGUGCCGCGCGCCGCGCAGCCCGGCUACCUGGUCACCAAGGUGGUGGCGGUGGACGCCGACUCGGGACACAAUGCCUGGCUGUCGUACCACGUGCUGCAGGCCAGCGAGCCGGGACUCUUCAGCCUGGGGCUGCGCACGGGCGAGGUGCGCACGGCGCGUACUUUGGGCGACCGGGACGCGGCCCGCCAGCGCCUGCUGGUCGCUGUGCGGGAUGGGGGACAGCCGCCGCUCUCGGCCACGGCUACGCUGCUCCUGGUUUUCGCCGACAGCUUACAAGAGGUGCUGCCGGAUGUCAGCGACCGCCCUGAGCCCUCUGACGCCCAGGCUGAGUUGCAGUUUUACCUGGUGGUGGCUUUGGCCUUGAUUUCGGUGUUGUUCCUCCUCGCGGUGAUUCUGGCGGUUGCUCUGUGCCUACGCCGCUCCUCCAGCCCGGCUGUCUGGAGCUGCUUUCCGCAGGAUCUCAGUUCCAAGUCCGGACCUGGAGCUCUCCCCAGUUACAGUGAAGGGACUUUGCCUUAUUCCUACAAUCUGUGCGUGGCCUCACGAUUAGCUAAGACAGAGUUUACUUUUUCCAACCUGAAACCAGACAUGGUUCCUUCUCGGGAUCUCCUUUGUGACGAUACUUCUAUGGAUGUAUGUGUCAGCAGUGAAGACCCCCAAAUCGUUUCUGACUCGUCUUUUGCGCCUCACGUGAGUUUCUGCAAACCUGCGUUUAUUCUCAGUCGUGCAUAAUUAUUUUUAUUGUUCAUUUUCCUAGUGAUGUUAGUAGUAGGAGAGGUGUAUUGGAUGGGUGGAGAUUGGUGUCUUGAUUGCUCAGUAGUCUUGGUAGUUAGCUGAUUAGAACUUCUCAAUUUGUACUGUUGACGAUUUUGUAUGUUCAGAAAAUAUUGCUAAAGAGAGCUUGUUCUUGGAUCCCACUACCUUUAGUAAUAACACUGCCUGUGUUAGCUGAUGUGUGAUACUAUUUUUUUUCAAGCUUUAUUCUUAGUAUAGGUGCUACCAAAGGGAGAACUUCAAGCUUUAUUCUCUAUGAAUUUACUGACAGUUCUUUCUGCUUAAGUUAAUGUUCAUCUUCAUCAAAUAUAGGUUUUUUUCAUCUUUUUGCUGCAAUAUGUAUUUUUAAUUAAGACUUUAGGAAUUAAGUCUCAGCAUUUCUUUGCUUAUCACAUGUAGCAAAGACUGAUUUGGAUCACUAAUUUGGGUCAGUUUUAUUCGCACUCUAUUAUCUCAUUCAAAAGUAAUCUUCUGGGCAUCUGGCUGGCUCAGUAGAGCAUGUGAGUCUUGA